AAAAGUCCUUCAGAUCCAUCAGUUGGAAGGUACUCAGUUGGUACUAACUCUAGGUUUUUUCAGAUUAUCAUAUGGGAUGGGGAUCGCCCUUAUUGGCGAAGUGGACCUUGGAAUGGAAACAUUUUCAUGGGAACAAGAUAUCAUAAUACUGGUUAUGGUAAUAUACUCAUUAACACCGGGUCAUUCGCACAGGAGGAAGUAAGAGGGAUGCUUUCUCUGGUUUUUACAGGUGCGAAUGAGACUUUGUUGCCUCGUUAUGUAAUAAUUGAUCAAGGGAUAUUAGCUGAAAGUGGUGGGAUGAUAGCAAGAAGAACAGGGGAAUUGCGUGGCAUGCCCCGGAAAAUAUAUGUGACACCUAUGGUAUGUGUGGAGAAUUUGGAAACUGCAACCCGCAGACUAAACCUAUGUGCAGCUGCUUAAAAGGGUUUGUGCCAAAGAACGCGGAGGAAUGGAGGAGAGGAAACUGGACAAGUGGGUGUGUGAGAAGAAAGAAGCUGCAAUGUGGGGUUCAAGGGGGAAAACAAGAUGGGUUUUUGAGGUUAAAGAUGAUGAAAGUGCCAGUUAAUGCUGAUAUUGCUGAAUGGUUUGUGGGUCUGAAUCUUGAUCAGUGCAGAACAACCUGCCUGGCAAACUGCUCUUGUUUGGCUUAUACACAUGAUACUGGAACUGGAUGUAUGAGAUGGAGCGAGAACUUGAUUGACAUAGAGGACCUUUCACCUGGAGGGGUGGACCUAUUCAUUCGGCUUGAACAAUCAGAGCUAAGUACUAGUAAGAGAUAUGACUUUAGGAACAGCAGUGAUUGCCACUAUCAUAUACUUCCUGUUCAAAUGGAGAGCUCGGAAAAAGGGUAAACACACAUCGGAUAGAAAUAGAAAAUCUAAAUCAAUACCAGAGAAAAAAGCUGGGAAAGCAACAGAUUCAUAUCUAUUCAAAGACAAAACCCAAGUAAUGAUUGAAGACUUAAAAGUCUCAAAACUUGAAGAUCUGAUAAUAGCAACAGACGGCUUUAGUGAGAGUAACUUGCUCGGGAAGGGUGGUUUUGGCCAAGGUAAGAAUGAGUUCAAUUCAAACAUGAUCUUACGUAGUCUAAAAUGCAACAAAACGUAGCAGGAGAUAAUAUGAUGUUUGUUUACAGGGUAAACUAGAAAAUGGUCAAGAAAUAGCAGUAAAAAGGCUUUCAAGAGCAUCUGGGCAAGGUGUAGAAGAAUUCAUCAACGAAGUUGAAUUCAUCUAAAAACUUCAGCAAUUUCAGAUUUCUAAUAAAGCUGUAAUCAAGCGAAACAGGAACAUCAUUAUAAAACGGAGGGAAUAGUACAUGUUAAAAGAAAAAAUAAAACAAAAACACUCAAAAUUACAUUAAUUAUACUAGUUCGUAUGUGAUAUAUUGCCUUUGGAUUCUAACACCUUAUUGCAGCUAGAUUGAUGGGGCAGUAAGCUGUGUAUCUCCUUUGUGUAUCUCCUUUAUCGUUAAAAUUAUGUACUAAUACAACGGGACAAGCGAAUCGACCCAAGGAUGAAAGGAAAUGAUCCUUUCGGUACCAUCUGGUAAAUUUGUGGCUUCGAUCUCCCUAGCUUGUUUGGAUUGUAGAUCACAGCAGAUGAAAACCUUUUGUAGAGCUCUUGUACGGUCAGCUAUUGCUAAUAUGAUACUGCGUCGUUCAUCUCGGAAACCCAAAUUAUAUAUUUUAGCAUGAUGAAAAUCAACAUGUUUCAAUUGCCCCGAGAGAUGAUGAAAAAUUCGAGUCCAAGAUAUCUUCUUCUUGUUUAAUACCCAUAUCUCCAAAGUAUAUGUUACGAUACACAACUGUCCUUCUAAAAUGGUCAAUUCUGAGUCAUCUUCACAGUUGGUAUAGUUUAUCUCUCUCUUUACCGGAUGGGGUAUCUGGUAAUACCUUUGAGUGAAAAGAUCGAAACACCUUAUUCCUGUAAACAACAAAGGAUUCAUCCAAUGGAAGGAGUUGUCAGCCAAGAUAGCAGGUCGGGGGCUCAUACAAAAUUGAUUCAACUGCCAUGGCGGGCUCGGUAUGUUCACCCAGGCAUCCGUUUUCAAACUGUAUAGUAGAGCUUUUUCGACAUUUCGAUCAUUCCUCUCCAUACAAAUGGCUAAAACCUUAUAAUCAUCGGAUACACUGUCAUAACCGAAUGCAACUUCACGUUUCAAUAAAUUAUUCAUCGGGGAAUUGAGUGGUGGUAUCAAUCUAGUGGCUCGAGUCGCAGGGUUGUAGAGAAACAGGCCUAGAUUAUUGUUGUAAGCAGAUUUGUAAAAGGGUUGUAAUGUUAUUGAAUGAAAACAAACUAGGCCAUUGCAUGAGCCUAAAACACCUCCCAUGGUGCGAGGCUUUAUGAUGUCUUUCGGAUAAGCAAGUUCCGAAGCAUGGUAAUAGGGAUGCUGCGAUGUAGCUCUAAAAGAGUAGACUUUGGAUUUCCAGCACUCGAAGAGGAAAUGCGUUUCCAGGUUUGCUUUGAGGGAUCGACUGCGAUGCAACUUCAUGAACUUUGGAUCUUUGGUAAGCAUAUACCACGAUGAAGAGACACAUGCAGAUCGCAGCAGAGACUUAGCGGGUAGCCAUGAGAGUAUCUCAGUGAUUAGUUCAAACGGAAGGUAGCAACAAUCGGUCUUCGCUUUCUUCUCCAUCCUCAGUAUGCUUUAAUUUAACAACUACAC
This is a messenger RNA of Chenopodium quinoa (quinoa), 2665 nucleotides long. Its product is annotated as G-type lectin S-receptor-like serine/threonine-protein kinase At1g11330. Bases 363 to 851 code for a protein of 162 amino acids. Lineage: Eukaryota; Viridiplantae; Streptophyta; Magnoliopsida; Caryophyllales; Amaranthaceae. The record is from RefSeq and is a predicted model, not a curated record. The transcript is spliced from 2 exons. Gene Ontology annotation, biological process: recognition of pollen.